Molecule: messenger RNA, 2408 nt
Organism: Lobosporangium transversale
Lineage: Eukaryota; Fungi; Mortierellomycota; Mortierellomycetes; Mortierellales; Mortierellaceae
Exons: 10
Coding region: 124-2265 (713 amino acids)
Biological process (GO): RNA processing
Cellular component (GO): nucleus
Molecular function (GO): RNA binding
Source: RefSeq, a predicted model, not a curated record
GUUUGACUGACCAUCCAUUCCAUUCACCCACUCACACAUCCUUCGCUUCAUCUUAUCGCCAAAGAAGAAGAAGAAGAAAAAAAAAGGAACAAGUGGAUACCUCAACACAAGACUAACGUAGACAUGGGAGAGGAACGCAAAUUGCCAUUUGGCAUCACAUCGGUCAUGCCUAGCACAAUGCAGACCAUCGCCGAUAGUAAAGUUGCCGGAUUUACCAUUGGAGCUCAGAAACGUACCAACCCGUUCCAGAAACACAAGGAAGAAGCCGAAAUGAAACGAAGGAAAGAAUCAGAGGAGGCAGCCAAGGCAUAUGAAGAAUUUGUAGCUUCUUUUGAGGUGGAUGAGUCUGCCAAGAAAGAAAAGAAGUUUAUCAAGGGCAAAUCUACUUUUGUGCCCACAACCUCAAUUUUCGGCGAUGAUGACGAUGAAGAAGAGAUGGCAAACAAAGAUGCGGAGGCAAAGGCGAAGGCGGCUUAUAAGCCUCAAACGUUUGUCCAAGCAUCUUCUUCUUCCUCCUCAUCAACGACCACCUCACCAGCAGCGAAGACUCUCUUCAACACAACCGAGCCCACGCCCUAUGUUCGGGAUGCUAAAGCAAAGAGGAAAAAGGAAAUGGACGCAUUCUUGGAAGAGCUUAAAAGGAAUCAAGCCGAGAGGGAUGAACGACUGAAUAAGAGUCUUGCUCGACCAAUCCAGGAUGACUACAAAAUGGGUUCUAGGGAUACAGGUGACCCCAACACAACGAAUCUUUACAUUGGAAAUAUCAAUCCAACCGUCAAUGAGGAACAGCUUUGUAUGGAGUUUGCCAAGUAUGGGCCAAUUGCUAGUAUCAAGAUCAUGUGGCCAAGGACCACAGAGGAGAUUGAGAGGAAUCGCAAUUGUGGGUUUGUAAGCUUUAUGGAGCGUUCGGACGCAGCUGUUGCAUUGAAAGAAAUGGAUGGCAUGGAGCUGAUGGGAUAUGCUAUGAAACUCGGCUGGGGCAAGGCUGUUGCGCUUCCAGCAGUGCCAUUUUUCGUUCACAAGGAUUACAAGGCGCCUCCUAAACCGGCCAAGAUUCCAGUACGGAAGUCAAUACCUCCCUCCAGCACUGAUAUUAUUGUGAAAAAGCCCGAUGAUGUACACACCCUUAUAUGCAUCCACCAAGUCAUUGAAAUGGUCUUGAUACAUGGUCAUCAAUUUGAACAAGCUCUUAUCCAAGAGAAAGCACAGGAUCCUCUUUUCUCGUUCUUGGUUAACCACAAAUCACCCGAGCAUGUCUAUUACCGAUGGAAAUUGUUUUCAAUGAUGCAAGGAGAUACAGCAACACGCUGGCGGACAGAGCCUUUCAAAAUGGUGGAUGGUGGGCCAGUCUGGGUACCGCCUUUGAUGACAUUUACAGACGAGGUUUUUGAAGAAGAUGAGCAGUUGAUUGAUGCACAUCAGGAUGAGUUUGAGAAGUCACAUGUGAAAGGAAGACUUGGACGGGGUGCACGAAGCUUUUUCGAGGCACAAUUGAGGCUGAUCACUAACCAAAGACGGUCUAUCGGCAAAGCCAUGAUGUUUUGCAUGCAACAUGCAGAUGCUGCAGAUGAGAUUGUAGAUAUUAUUGUGCAGUCAAUGACUAUACCAAGCACACCACAACAGACUCGAUUGGCUCGUCUUUACCUGAUCUCUGAUAUUUUACACAACUGCAGCGUAUCUUUGCCCAAUGUCUGGAAAUUCCGCUCAGCAUUUGAGAUCAAGUUACCUAUGGUUUUUGAAGCAUUGAAUGGGAUAUAUCGCAACAUUGAUGCACGACUUAAAGCAGAACAGUUCCGUAGACAGAUUUCUAAUGUCCUUGCGGUGUGGGAGAACUGGAUUGUUUUCCCUCAGACCUAUAUUGAUAACCUUGCGAAUGUGCUGACGCGCAGAGAGAGCAACGAUCAGGAGCAGAUGAACAAAUUGUCUUUUGCUCCCGGUUCUGCUGCAGAGGGUACGAUAUCAACAGGAACAGGAGUAGGAACAGGAACAGGAGCAGGAGCAGGAGCAGGAACCAGUUCGGUGGCACAAGGAACAUCUAAACCUCCGUUGUCCAAUACACUUUCUGUUGUCGAACAAGAGAACAACAAGCACAAGGCGGAUGUGGAUGAAGACAUUGAUGGUGUACCGAUGGAGGAGGAUGGGAAUGAGGAUAUUGAUGGGGUACCUUUGAAGACGACUGAGGAUCUGGACGGGAUACCCAUGGAGGAUGAGGACCUUGAUGGUGUACCAAUGGAAGAUGAGGAUCUGGACGGUGUACCACUUUGAUCUACCUAGUCGUUAUUAGCUCUUUUUUCUCUUUAUUUCCUUAGAACAGCGAUAAUUUUAUUUUAUUUCAUCUUUAUUGUUAUUUUCUUAUGCUUUAUGCAUUAAAUCGAAGAAGCAUAACAUGGCUCUUUGUUUAUCCACAG